AUGCAGAAAAUCUGGCAGCCGAGACACCAGAAGCUGGGCCGACAAACGCUCCGGCAGACACUCCCGUGGCUGCUCCGCCGGAUGCUCCGCCGGACGCCACCGGACGUGCCUCAACACGGCCCAUCAAAUGAUGAAGCAGGGGCCCAAGAAGACAGCGCUGACAAGCUCCUGAAGGAUGUCCGAGAAGACAUGGGAGAGCCAUCUCGGGAUCGACAAGAUAUGCAUCAUGACCACUCGCUCGAUUCAUUCCACAGCGCAUCCCCCAAGACGAUGAACCGGAGUAUCAGAAGUUCGCCUGGCUUUACCUCGCACUCAUCGGAUGAUUUGAAGAGCAAGCUGCAGUUCUCCAGCAUGACCAUGGAUGGCGAGCAAGGCGGCCCUGUGUCUUGUGUCUUGGAGCUCGAAAGCCUGGCUAUGUCUGUCUUCGAGGUGGUCCUUCGGCCAGAAGGGGCCGGGCUGUUAGAUUGGCGAGUCAGGGGUUUGGGCGACAAGUACUUCCUGAACGCGAGGCCGAGCACGUUCAUCGCCAGCAGCGCUACCCCGGCGCCGGGAUCCUAUAACAUGCCGCGGCCCGAGCUCCAGCCAUGCCAAGCCCGCGAUGUCAUUCAAGCAGAUGCCCAGUUUCCUCUCAGGACGCACAACGACCUCAUGUUGAAGAUGGCAACAGGAUUUGGUGGAUUCAACGUGCCGCAUGACGUGCCGGCAUGGCCGAUGUGGUCUCCGAAUGUGUACUACAUGUACUCUGCUUCGUCGACAACUGCAUCGACACCUUUAUCGAUGCCUGCAUCGACGCCUACGUCAUCGACCAACUCGCCUCCCAACACGCCCACAGGGCUGCGCCUGGAGGUCGUGCGCAAAGCCCAUGACAGGGUGGGAUGCCGAGAGCUGCAAGAGCUGCUUCAGUAUGGUACCAAACGCGAGAAAGACGAGAUCCUGCAGCAACUCCACGGCCACGUGGCCGAAGUCGCCCAAUCGCCCCACGGGAACUUUGUGCUUCAGCACGCCAUCCGGGUGCUCUCUUCCGGACGUUUGUAUUUCGUGAUUGAGGAGCUGCUCAGGUGGAAAAACCCUGCUGAGAUUGCCAAGCACAGGUAUGCGUGCCGCGUGCUGGAACGCAUCAUUGAGUUCUUUCCCGCGGAGCAGAGUUUCCCCUUCAUUCAGGAUGUGGUUCGCCACACUGCCGAGCUCGCAUGCCAUGCGAUUGGAAACUACUCCGUGCAACACUGCCUGGAGUAUGGUGGACACAGCUGCUGCCAAGAAAUCGCCAAUGUGGUGCUGAACCAUAUCCACGACUUUGCAGUGGAUCCGAGUGGAUGUGGGGUGGUCAACAAGGCCCUGACCCACGCCAGCCACGUGCACCAAACUUUGAUUGCGGUUGCCAUUGCCGGCAACUGGAACACCUUCGCGCAAAUGGUCGCCAUGCAGAAGGGCUUCGCUGCAACACAGAGCCUCUUUCACGUUGCUCAGCGGGCGCCUUUUCUGGAGCAUCAGGUGCGCCUGCUCUUGCAGGACAAUGUGGGUAACCUCUCGCGCACCAAGCACGGCCAAGCCCUCCUGCACACGCUGCUGGGACCUCAGUACCUGCAAGCAGAGCUCCUUUGGAAGUUUCGAGUCAGCUUCGCUGGUGCCAAUGCUGGGCGUGGUCCUCCUCUGCCCGAGAAUGCUCCUGGACCUGGCGCUUACGAGCAGAGAAGCACCCUGGGAAAGUCGAAGAUGUUUACAGCUCGAGGGCGUCAAGCAAGUUCGUACAUGCGAAGCAGGUCACAGCCAGGACCUGGAGCUUACGAUCCCAAAGUGGGUGCUGUGCUCAUGGGAAUCCCCAAGUGCGGCUUUGGCACCUCCAUACGGAAUGACAUAACGGGUGCUGCAAGAAGUCUGAUGCUGCCUGGACCUGGAGCGUACGACAUGCAAAGCGCAAUGGCGGUUGGAAGUUCACGAUCUGGACAGUUAUGUCACUCCUGGCCCUGGAACCUACAACGCGCACACCACGUCGUUCGUGUAUUGAGGCGGGAAAGUGUAGAACUUCUAGCAUUAUCUUGA
Molecule: messenger RNA, 2040 nt
Organism: Symbiodinium natans
Lineage: Eukaryota; Dinophyceae; Suessiales; Symbiodiniaceae
Source: the annotation of a GenBank genome assembly